AUGAGCAGUAAACGACGAUUAAAACGAUAUAUACCGAAUUUGAGUGAACUUGAAUAUGAUUUACAAUGUGAAUGGGGUGCAGAAUGCCGUGUUCGUUUGAAUGAUCUCAAAGAAUUUUAUAAACAUUUGGAUGAACAUCUUUCGACUUAUAUUAAUCAAUAUCAACAAACACCACAUUUAGCCUGUCAAUGGCGUAAUUGUGGUCAUGUAGAAGAAUUUGAUAUUUCAUCAUUUAUUCGUCAUGUACAAUUUCAUGGUUUUCAUACAAAAUUAAAAUAUCUUGGAAUGAAAACAUAUGAACAUAAUCAUCCAAAUAUUCCUCUAUGUCAAAAAUCUAGUGAAAAUCGAAAUAUUAUUCCAGAUUUACCCGUCGAAUUUCGUUGUUCAUGGGGAGAUUGUCAAUAUACCAAUAGUCAUGCUCAAUUAUUCUAUGAACAUGUUAAUCAACAUGCUGGUUCAGAUAUAUGCCGUUGGACAGGUUGUACUCACCGUCCGGAUAAAGCAUAUCGAAUUCGUGAACAUAUUCGACGACAUACUCAAGAAAAAACGAUAGCAUGUCCACGUUGUGGAUCCUUAUUUUCUUGUGGAGUUAAAUUUAUUGAACAUUGUCAAUUAUCUACCGAAGUCUCACCAAAUUUUCAAUGUGAAAAAUGUGCACAACAAUUUCAAUCUAAAUCUCUUCUUCAAAAACAUUUGAAUAAACAUGGUAGUAGAAAAAUUUUAUUUCUAAAAUCAAAAAAUUCUCACGAAAAUAAUAUUCUUUUAGAAACAAAACAUGCAUGUCCAUAUUGUACACAAAUAUUUUCUACUCCAUCUGGUGUUAAACGACAUAUUAUUUAUCGACAUACAGAUAUAAAAUAUUUUCAAUGUCCCGAUUGCUCACUUUCUUUCAAAUGUGCAAAUAGUUUAACAGUACAUCGUCGUCGUUUGCAUUUACUUCCAUUACUCGAUAAAAUCAAUGAUGAUGAUGAUGAUGAUGAUGUGAAAGAACAAACUACUGAUGUGAAUGAUAAACAAGAACGUCAAUGUAAAUAUGCAUGUCAUUUAUGUGAACGACGUUUUCCACGUGGAAAAAAACUAACAACACAUUUACUUAAAGCACAUCAGCUGGGAAAAGCUAUGGGAUGUACUCGAGUAAGUUACACCCUGCGAACUGAUGGUUUAUUUCGUGUACGAAGUGAACUUGUUUCCACAUCAUUAUCAUCUGACUUUUCUCUACAACAACAACAGCAGCAACAACAGCAACAAACAAGUUUACCAUCAACAUCUCAACAUCUACCUCAAACGACAUGUGCAUCAUUUCUUAUUAAUCGUUUACUAAAUGAUCGUGAAGAUGGAAAUCAACAAGCACCAUUUAGUCCUGAAUUUGAACUUGAUAAUUGGAAUGAAAAUGAAACAGACAAUACUGAUCGUAAUAAUGAUGAUGAUGAUGACGAUGAUGAUAUUGAUGAUGAUAAUGAUAGUGAUGAUAUUACAGAUUAUAUUGAUUUAUGUUCAAAAAGAGCAAUACAAUCUUCAGAUAUUUUAUAA
Molecule: messenger RNA, 1530 nt
Organism: Adineta steineri
Lineage: Eukaryota; Metazoa; Rotifera; Eurotatoria; Adinetida; Adinetidae
Source: the annotation of a GenBank genome assembly